AUGGCGCGUGGCUGGGUGUGGGCGCUGACGGUGGCCCUCGCGGCCCGCGUGGCCUUCAUUCUCGCGCAGGACAACGAGGGCGACGACGAGCCGGCGUCACCCCGGAAGCGCGACAAGGCGAGCGACGACGCGGAGGAGCAGAAGCUGCGGCUCGCAACCAGCGCCAGCGACGAGUUUGCCGGAGACGUCAUCAGAGAGGUUUCUGCACCCGCGGGCCCCGGGGCGACGAGCGCGUCCACGGACCGGCAGGGCCCGAAGCCGGUCCCCGAUGAGAUCAUGAAGCUCCUCGCGUCGGUGACGUCGCCGCCGCCCCAGUUUCCGCCUCCACAGCCCCCGGAAGCCCCCCCGCAGCAGGCAGCCACGACGCCGUCGGAGACGCGCACCCAGGGCUCCGGGAGCGAUCCGUACGAGUAUGUCUACCACGACAGGGCUGCGCUGCACGUAAUCGAUCCGCCCAACACCGACGCCCCGCGGCCUGACCGCGCCACUGGCGACGCAGUGGCCGGUGGACACGACGACGUCCGUACGCCGGAGCCGACGGCCUCGGUUCCGCUGACCGUCCCGACGACCGGCGAGAUCCCCGUGUCGAGCUUCCUCUCGCAGCGCCGCGCGGGCGCUCAGCCGGCCACACCUGACGACGCCACUAGCAAACCACCCGCCCUGCCGCUCCCCUCGGCAGAGGGCGCGCCGGAGCAGGCCGGCAACGCCGCAGGGAGCGACUCGCCGGCCGCCGCACGCACCGCGGGCUCCCCGGCGACCCCGCCCCAGCCCGCCCGCACCCAGGACAGCCACGCGGGCGACAACCACGACACCAGCUUCGCGUUCUCGUCCUCCACGGCGCCGCUCACCGACAUCACGCCAGACAAACUCCCCGGUCGACCCCAGGAGGAGGUCACGUCGCCGUCUAGCGCGGGCGUCGCGGAGUCCUCGCACGCGUCGGACCGCCCCGUCGACAUCGGCCGGGCGAGGACGCUCGACGCGGCGCAGGUGCGCGAGGCGCAGGGCGGCGCGACGGCGGAGGGCGCCGGGACGGCGGAGUCGGCGGCGGCCGCGCAGGAGCCGAAGUACACCUUGAAGCGGGGCCGCAAGCGCGGGCUCGACUCGAUGGUCCUCGAGGUGGAGCUCCCGCAGGCCAGCACCGUGGCCGACGUGAAGCUGGAGUGCUCGAGCCGGCACGUGGCGCUCGACGCGACGCGGUGCGGGCACGGGAAGCUGAUCGUGCACCUGCCGAAGGCGGUGGCGCACCGGCAGGGCCGGGCGCGAUUCGUCCCCGCCAUGCGGCUGCUCAAGGUGACGCUGCCGCUGCAGCAGCAGCCGCACGACGCGCCGAAGCCCGAGGUCCCGCACGUGUGA
Molecule: messenger RNA, 1353 nt
Organism: Pedinophyceae sp. YPF-701
Lineage: Eukaryota; Viridiplantae; Chlorophyta; Pedinophyceae
Source: the annotation of a GenBank genome assembly